GCGAGCGUUGAGGCGGGGAGAUCCGGCGGUGCCGAGCUGAGGUGGCGAAAGAAGAGCUCCCGGAUGUGGAGAAGCUGGGGAGAAGGCGUGGGAGGAAGAUGGAUUCGGUGGAGAAGGGGGCCGCCACCUCCGUCUCCAACCCGCGGGGGCGGCCGUCACGGGGCCGACCGCCGAAGCUGCAGCGCAACUCCCGCGGCAGCCAGGGCAGAGGUGUGGAGAAGCCCCCGCACCUGGCGGCCCUAAUUCUGGCGCGCGGCGGCAGCAAAGGCAUCCCCCUGAAGAACAUUAAGCACCUGGCGGGGGUCCCGCUCAUUGGCUGGGUCCUGCGUGCGGCCCUGGACUCGGGGGUCUUCCAGAGUGUGUGGGUUUCAACAGACCAUGAUGAAAUUGAGAAUGUGGCCAAACAAUUUGGUGCACAAGUUCAUCGGAGAAGUUCUGAAGUUUCAAAAGACAGCUCUACCUCAUUAGAUGCCAUCGUAGAAUUUCUUAAUUAUCACAAUGAGGUUGACAUUGUAGGAAAUAUUCAAGCUACUUCUCCAUGUUUACAUCCUGCUGACCUUCAAAAAGUUGUGGAACUGAUUCGAGAAGAAGGAUAUGAUUCUGUUUUCUCUGUUGUGAGACGCCAUCAGUUCCGAUGGAGUGAAAUUCAGAAAGGAGGUAAUGUGUAGGGUGGGAAAAUGGCCUACUACGAAAUGCGAGCCGAGCACAGUGUGGACAUAGAUGUGGACAUUGAUUGGCCUAUUGCGGAACAAAGAGUAUUACGAUAUGGCUAUUUUGGCAAAGAGAAGCUUAAGGAGAUAAAACUUUUGGUUUGCAGUAUUGAUGGAUGUCUCACCAAUGGCCACAUUUAUGUAUCAGGAGACCAAAAAGAAAUAAUAUCUUAUGAUGUAAAAGAUGCUAUUGGCAUAAGUUUAUUAAAGAAAAGUGGCAUUGAGGUGAGGCUGAUCUCAGACAGGGCCUGCUCAAAGCAGACACUCUCUUCCUUAAAACUGGAUUGCAAAAUGGAAGUCAAUGUACCAGACAAGCUGGCAGUUGUAGACGAGUGGAGAAAAGAAAUGGGCCUGUGCUGGAAAGAAGUGGCAUAUCUAGGAAAUGAAGUGUCUGAUGAGGAGUGCUUGAAGAAAGUGGGCUUAAGUGGUGUUCCUGCUGAUGCCUGUUCCACGGCCCAGAAGGCUGUGGGAUAUAUUUGCAGAUGUAAUGGUGGCCGUGGUGCCCUCCGAGAGUUUGCAGAGCACAUUUUCCUACUAAUGGAAAAGGUUAUUAAUUCCUGCCAAAAAUAGAAAUGAGUAUACUGUUGGGGAAGAAAGUAUACAGCCUUCUUCAGCCACUUUACUUGUUUUGAUUAAGUACAAUUCCAUGUUCUAAUGUUAAAAGAGAGUGGGGUUUGAUUUGUGAUAUCUCCAUAUCUUUUAAAGCAGUCUUCUCAACUUGUCACUCCAAAACCUUCUAUGAAAUAAUUGUGCUGUACUUUUGUCUUUAUGCAAGAUAGAGAUUGAUCACAGUCUUUCUCAGAUUUUUAGUAAAUGCAAGUAAGAUCAAAUUUGACUUUGUAUUGUACCCUGUGAAACUGUGUUUGUGUGCUUUUAAUAAUGCUGAUCUUUUAUUUAUUUGGGGACCGUGUAUCUGGUAAGACAUGCCCUUCUAUGAAUAAAAUUACAUUUCACAGACUUGAUAAAAA
This is a messenger RNA of Hipposideros armiger (great roundleaf bat), 1678 nucleotides long. RefSeq names its product cytidine monophosphate N-acetylneuraminic acid synthetase (gene CMAS). The transcript has 7 exons. The record is from RefSeq and is a predicted model, not a curated record. NCBI's taxonomy places the organism in Eukaryota, Metazoa, Chordata, Mammalia, Chiroptera, Hipposideridae. Gene Ontology annotation, molecular function: N-acylneuraminate cytidylyltransferase activity.